GGCGCACCCGGAAGUGACUCUUCCCAGCGGCAGCGGUCCAGGCCACUCGCAGGUUUUUUUAUUUGACACCUCAGGCCUUUAAGCGGAUUUAUUGGUUAGAAGCCAGGAACCAUGCCUGGAGCCAGACCAACUGAAGGAAGGGUGGACAGAGAGUGUAAGCAGGACUUUGCCUGUGGGUGAACGUUUUGCCUCAAGGAGAUCCUUGGCCCAAUUCAAAUCUACCUAUCACAUAGUCUCUGGUUUGAACUUGGAGCAUUUCAAGUAUUAAGAGAAGAGUCCCAAUGCACAAACCUAGAUGCUUCCUCUCCAGGAUGGGUUUCUUCUCCAAAUCAGGACUGCUCUACUGGUGUCCUGGGAAACCUCCGUAUUGGUCACAGCUUUUAUGGGGCUCAGCAUGCAAGGGAACCUUCACCAAGAGUUGUAAAAGGGGACAGAAAAGUCAGAAGAAACCAAGCCAUAUUGGGACAAUAGAUAGUUCCUGGGAGGAAAGGCUGGCUGAUGUUGUGACACCACUCUGGAGGCUGAGCUAUGAAGAACAGCUCAAGGUGAAAUUUGAAGCUCAGAAGAAAAUUUUACGAAGACUAGAGUCUUACCUCCAAAAGUUCAACGGAGUCAAAGUGACAACAGCUGCACCCAAAUCAGAGGGACUCUGUUUUCUUCUCCAUCCUAUUAUACCCUCUCCUGUCAUCGAUGGCUACCGAAAUAAGUCCACUUUUUCUGUGAACCGAGGUCCAGAUGGAAAUCCGAAGACUGUGGGAUACUACCUUGGAACUUGGAGAGACAGAAACAUCGUCUGUGUGCGGUCUAACCAUCUGAAAAACAUCCCUGAGAAACACAGUCAAGUGGCCCAGUACUACGAAGUAUUCCUUCGACAGUCCCCAUUGGAGCCCUGCCUUCAGUUUCAUGAAGGUGGACACUGGCGUGAGCUCAUAGUCCGCACCAAUAGCCAAGGGCACACAAUGGCCAUCGUUACUUUCCAUCCCCAGGAAUUAAGUCAGGAGGAGCUCUGUGUUCAGAAGGAAACUGUAAAGGAGUUUUUCAUCAAAGGUCCAGGAGCAGGCUGUAACUUGACAUCACUGUACUUCCAGGAAAGCACCAGGACCCGCUGCAGCCAUCAGCAGUCCCCCUUCCAGCUCCUUUUUGGGGAACCCCACAUCUUUGAAGAGCUCUUGGGCUUGAAGGUCCGCAUCUCUCCAGAUGCCUUUUUCCAAAUUAACACUGCUGGUGCAGAGAUGCUCUAUCGGACCAUAGGGAAGCUGAGUGGAGUGAAUUCUAACACCAUCCUCCUUGAUAUCUGCUGUGGAACUGGUGUGAUUGGUCUCUCUCUGGCUAAAUAUACCUCCCAGGUCCUUGGGAUUGAGUUGGUGGAGCAGGCGGUAGAGGACGCCAGGUGGACUGCAGCCUUCAAUGGCAUCACCAACUGUGAAUUCUAUGCUGGUCAAGCAGAGAAGAUUUUGCCACAGCUGCUAAAGUCAAAGGAAAAUGGGCAGUUAAUUGUUGCUGUGGUAAACCCAGCCCGGGCAGGACUGCAUUACCAGGUGGUUCAAGCCAUUCGAAACUGCAGGGCCAUCCGCACACUAGUUUUUAUUUCCUGCAAGCCCUAUGGUGAAACCACUAGGAACAUCAUUGAGCUGUGUUGUCCCCCAAACUCUGAUAAGAAGCUUCUUGGCAAGCCUUUUGUCCUGAGACAAGCUGUGCCUGUGGAUCUGUUCCCCCACACCCUACACUGUGAGCUGGUGUUCCUCUUUACUCGAUAAGCAGCCUCCUACAAGAUGGGCUCUUCAUUAAGGCUGAAAUUUCAUUAACUUCCAGGUUUGGCAUAUUGUUACAUUGCAGACCCUGAGAGGGUUCCUGGGGAAAACAAUCUUUGGAUCAUGAGUAGGAAGAAUAUACAUGAGCCCGAUUUAUUACCUUCGUUUUCAGCUUCCCUUGUUUCCACGUGUGUUUGUUUGCUGUGACCACUCCUUGGCCCUGGAUCUGGACUGUUCCUGCUGUUGUCAGCCUGUCCUGGCUCCGUUGGCCUGAAACUUUCUGUGGUGUGGCAACAACUGAGUUUUUCUCAGCAUCUCAUAAUAAUGUCACAUUGUCUCAGGUCUCUGUAUUUGCCCAGAGAUUUUAUUAGAUAUGUUCUGUGUUCUUGAGUUACCAAGGAUUAUGACUAGAAUCAAGUCUAACAUUUUUCAAAAAGCAGAGUAAGUUAUAAAGUGAUUGCAGAGUGACUGCAUGAACUUCAGUCCUUUGGGUUUUCUAUGCUUUGAGGCUUCUAGAAUACCCUUUUUAAAAUGUGGUUAAUCUUAGGAGCAAUAGCACCAAUUAGUUCUCACCUGUGGAGGGAGAACUGGUGUAAUAGAGAUCCCAAGGGAAAGGAGAUCUUCAGAGAAGAGAUUGACUACCUACAAUUGUGCUGCGUAGUAUAGAGACAGAAAGUUCCAGAACCCCUUUAAUGAUCUAGUAUAUACUAUAAUAAACUGGAUAUUUAAAAUGA
Molecule: messenger RNA, 2485 nt
Organism: Pipistrellus kuhlii (Kuhl's pipistrelle)
Lineage: Eukaryota; Metazoa; Chordata; Mammalia; Chiroptera; Vespertilionidae
Gene: TRMT2B
Product: tRNA methyltransferase 2 homolog B
Exons: 14
Coding region: 282-1757 (491 amino acids)
Biological process (GO): RNA processing
Molecular function (GO): tRNA (uracil(54)-C5)-methyltransferase activity, S-adenosyl methionine-dependent
Source: RefSeq, a predicted model, not a curated record